This is a messenger RNA of Cicer arietinum (chickpea), 694 nucleotides long. Its product is annotated as ethylene-responsive transcription factor ERF098. Gene Ontology annotation, biological process: ethylene-activated signaling pathway; regulation of DNA-templated transcription. Gene Ontology annotation, molecular function: DNA-binding transcription factor activity; DNA binding. The record is from RefSeq and is a predicted model, not a curated record. Lineage: Eukaryota; Viridiplantae; Streptophyta; Magnoliopsida; Fabales; Fabaceae.
AAAACUUAACUUAAAAAAUCAAAAGGCAAUAACAAGUUAGGACAAAAAAUUAUAAAAAAGAAAAAAUAGAGAAGAAGAAAGUAUGGAGGAUCACCAGAAGGGAAAGCAUGAGAAGGAGGAGAAGGGAAAGGAAGAGGUUCGUUUCCGAGGAGUAAGAAGAAGGCCGUGGGGGAAGUAUGCGGCGGAGAUAAGAGAUCCAUCAAAGCAAGGAACAAGGUUGUGGUUAGGUACCUUUGAUACGGCAGAAGAAGCAGCAAGGGCAUAUGAUAGAGCAGCAUAUAACUUGAGGGGUCAUCUUGCAAUAUUAAAUUUUCCAAGUGAGUAUUAUUCAAAAAUAAGAGGGUCACCACCAUAUCCACCUCAUUUAGCACCCCCUUCAUCAUCUCAUCAUGCAAAUGCAAGUGGAAGUUCUUCUGCCCCGCAACAUAGGCCCAUUUUCGAGUUCGAGUGUUUGGAUGACAAGAUAUUGGAGGAACUUCUUGGCUCAGUAGACCAUAAGAACAAAAAGUAGGGUCAUUCAAUCAUCCCAUAUCCUUAACUACUAAUCAUUAAUAACUGAAUCUCUUCUUUCAAAAAAAUAUAUAUAUAAUAAUUAACUUAAUCUCUUUUUUUUUUUUUUUUUACCCUCUGAUUUUUGGAGAAUGAAGUUUUAGUAAUUCACAAUUCUACUGGGAAGUAAAUAAAACUUGGUUCA